Molecule: messenger RNA, 2232 nt
Organism: Helicoverpa armigera (cotton bollworm)
Lineage: Eukaryota; Metazoa; Arthropoda; Insecta; Lepidoptera; Noctuidae
Exons: 2
Coding region: 187-1551 (454 amino acids)
Molecular function (GO): nucleic acid binding
Source: RefSeq, a predicted model, not a curated record
UUCUCGCUCCCUCCUCAGUGUGUGAAUUGCAUCCCUAGAAUAUACACGUAUUCUCAUCUUCACUUCAGUACAGUCAAGUUCACAAUAGUUUGGAGUCCUUCAUUAUUUAUUGGCCAAGUCGUUUUUGUUUUUAUUGCUUCAUUUGUUUGUCAACUUUUACUUGUUGUAUGUACAUUGGUCUGAAAAAUGCCUCGCGGACGUUACAGCGUUUUAAGUGGUCAAGCCCGGAAAAUGGUGCAUGCUGUCCUUCAAUUUAUGAAAAAAGAGCACGAAGAAGGCUUACUAAUACCUUUAAAUCUAGUUCAGAAACGUACGGCGGCUGCUACGGGUAUAUCUACGAGAACUGUUCAAAGAAUAGCUGCAACAGCAAGUGAAGCUGAAGCCAGACCCGUCUUCCGCACACCUGGUAAAAAACGUAGGGGAGUCAAGAGAGUGACAGGCAUUGAUGGGUUCAAUCAAGGAGUCAUCAAAAGGUGCGUCCAUAACUUUCAUUUAACUGAAAAAAAAUUGCCAACAGUCCAAGCACUCCAAAAGAAAUUGAAAGCCGAUAUAAAUUAUCAGGGUUCUAUGACCAGCUUAAGUCGAAUUCUUAAGCAAUCGGGUUUUCAGUGGAAGAAAACCCAAUAUGAGAAAAGAGUAAUAAUAGAACAAACCAGUAUUCGAUUACAGCGCAUCGAAUAUUUGGAAAGUAUUUUCAAGUAUCGCUCGGAAGGUAGGCCCAUUGUAUACGCUGGAGAAUCAUAUGUCGAUUCUUCCCAAAGUAAGCAAUCGGGCGACGGUGUCAAAAUAGUAAAGGGUCAAGGAGUGGUUAUCGUUCAUGCGGGUUCAGAAGCGGGCUUCGUAUCCGAUGGUCUUUUAAUGCUUAAGGGGAAUCCAAAAAACACCGAUUAUCAUGAUAAUUUGAACCCUGACAUUUAUGAAAGAUGGGUUAGAACUCAACUAUUACCAGGUUUACCAGAAAACUCUGUUGUUGUGGUGGAUAAUGUAUCCUACCACAAUAAAGAAGAAGAUCCGGCACCAUCUUCCAAUGCACGAAAAGCAGAAAUGCAAUCUUGGCUUCAUAAAAAGCAAAUACCUUAUGAUGAUAGCAUGCUGAAGCCACAGCUUUACAAGUUAAUUGCUCAAAGUAAAGACAGAUGUAAAAAGUACAAUUUAGAUAAAAUUCUUAAACACCAUAACCACGAUGUAUUACGACUGCCCCCUCACCAUCCAGAUUUGAACCCGAUCGAGAUGGCAUGGGCAGCCAUAAAACAGCAUGUUGCGAACAAAAUUGUUACUUGGAACGUGAACACCGUGAUGGAAUUGAUAGAAGAAAAAGCUAAUCAAAUGGGAGAAAAUGAAUGGGGCGAAUAUUGCGCAAAAGCAAUGGAAAUAGAAGAUGAUUAUAGAAAAAGCGACGUUGUCAUCGACAAUUUGACAGAAGAAUUCGUCGCUCAGGCAAAUGAUAGCACUGAUAAUAGUGAUAAUUACUCAGAUUCCAACUCUGAGGGAGAUUCGAGUGAAGAGGAAUACUUCGGUGUAAAUAGUGAAGAUAUUAGAAAUGUUGAUUAAAUGAAAGCCCCAAUAAUUCAGACAGAAUGUUUAUUAGCGUUAUACUUAUUUUACUGCACAUUAUAAUGAUCCACUACGCACGCCAUUAUCAAAGCUCACCGGAAGAAGGAAGGAUGACAGAUACUUCCUGUCAUAGUGACGGGACAACCACAGACAAAAUAGUAACUUAAUCUAUGGUAGUAUUCCAAUACCCCCGCUCAAGAUCAAGUCUAAUUUUUUUCUUACAAUCUUAUACAAAACAAUAAAAAUUUACUUGAUAUUGAACACAUCCUUAUUUUAUAAAAAUGGCAACAUUACAAUCUGUCAUUAUGACGUUUGACAUUUAAAAUGGUUAACUUGACAUUGACAGAAAAAUAUAACCUCUCUAUAUCUUACAUCCAUAUUUAAAGAAUUUAAAGAAAAUGUUUACUAAAACAUGUUACAAAUAUCCAAGUAAUACAAAACAUGCUAAAUUAACAACAAAUACAAACAAUGUUUGAACAUCUUAUAAUCUACGUUUCGUACAAACCAAGUGUUUCACAAAAAUAGUUAUGUUUAACUUGAGACAAUGAUUUGAUAGAGCUGCUGCAAUAUAUUCGGAUUCUGCUGUUGACAAUGCGACUGAAGUCUGCUUCUUGGAAGUCCAGCUGACCAGGCUGCCUCGAUGAAAUAUUGCAACUCCACUGACGCUCUUACGAUCCA